AUGGUUUUUUACGUCUCAGUAAAAGGUUGCGGUAGCGGUCGCGGUAACGUGUCCUCUCCCUCCCCCGUGUUUCUAUUGGCUCUCCCUGUUUCCAGUGUGGAUUUCGACGUGGAGCUGACUGCCGAAGUUAGACUGGAGGGUGGACCUGCCUUCACCGUCCUGUCCUCCGUCGCACCUGGUGUGCCAGCCAGGAAGUCAGGUGCCUUCACCCAUCGGCUGCCCUCGCUGCUGAACCAUCCCUCCCUCUCGUGGAGACCCAGACUGAAGGGACACCUGGUGGACACCUGCCGCCCUCCCUGCCAGUCUCCCUGCCGGCCUCCUGCCUCCCUCCCUUUCCAGCCCCGCGACGCUUCCACGACCCUGCUUUUAAAAAGGAGCGCAGCCCCCACCUCCGCGGCCGGUGUGGUGGACGCGCCCAACAGGACGCCCCUGCCCUCGUCCCCGUCGACCCCGCCCUCGUCCCCGGGGUCCUCCCCCUCGUCCUCUUCCCCCGGUUGCCGCGACGACCGGGUCGGGGGCGGAGCCGUCGCCAACGGCGCCGGGGACCCCGUGUCCUCCACCUCGACCGCCCUGCGCCCCCCGUCCCUCCCGCUCUCUCCCUCCGCCGACCCCCCUGUCCGCGCCUCCUCCGCCUCCGAGGGCGAGCGGGAGAGCGGGGGCGCGUACGACCCUUUCCACCUGCCGGCAGAGGAAGAGGAGGAGGAGGAGGAGGAGCGGGAUGGUGACGCGGGGGAAGAGGGGGAGAAGUACGACCCUUUCGACCCCACGGGCUCCCCGGACUCGGGGGCGAUGAGGGAGCGAGGGAUGGAGAGCGAGGGAGGGAGCAGCCCGGAGGACGAGAGCCGGGAGCCGCAGCCCACCCCCGGGGGGGCCGAGACCGGGGAAGAGGACGGGCGGGACUUAGAGGGGAAAGACACGCCUCCUCCAGACUCCGCCCGCCCACCCGCCUCCGCCCGCGCCCCCUCCCCGCCUCCAAGGCGCAAGGAGACGAGGGAGAGGGCGAGGGAGGCGAAGAGGAAGGGCGGGAAGCGAGGGGCGGCGGGGGGGGGGAGGCGGCGCCGGAAGGAGGCCAAGGACUCGGGCGACUCGGAAAUCGAGGAGGGCGAAAUCGUGGGGGCGGGCGAGAAGGAGAGGCAGCGAGAGAGAGAGAGGGAGAAGAGGAGGAAGAGGGGAGGGACGGGCGGGGACGAGCCCUUCCUCCUGCCCGGCCCAAAAGUGGAGAGGAUCCUGCGGGUCCUGGACGGGGACGAGUUUGUGUCGGUGCGGGCGGAGGGCGACUGGCAGGCGGGUGCGGGUGCGGGUGGGGGUGCGGGCAGAGGGUCCGCCACGUCCGGCCCGGGCGAUCUGAGGGCCAAGCUGCUCAGCAGGCGGAGGGAACGAUACAGGUCCUGCCCUUCCUCUUCCCUCUCCCCUCCUCCUCUUCCUCUGCCGCUCCCUCCCGCCCCCUCGCGCCUCCCUCGCCUCCCCGCCCCUUCGGAGGAGCGCGGCGGCAGGAGGUCGUCCGGGAGCUCCAAGGAGAGGGAGAGGCGCAAGCGAAAGGAGGAGCGAGGAGAGGAGAAGGCGGAGAGGAGGCGAGGGAAGGAGGGCGGCAGCCAGGAGAGGAAAAGAAGGGAUAAAGGGAAGGAUGGGCCGGGAAGACAGAAGGAGGGGGUGGAGAAAGAGGACAGGAGGAGGAGGAAGAGGAGCAGCAGCCAGAAGAGGAGGCGGAGUCCCUCGCCCUCGCACUCUCAGUCGUGCGCCUCCUCCCUCCAGGAGCGGCACGGACAGCCGUCCUGGUCCGACCCCUCCGAGGACCAGGACCGGGAGAGAGACCAGGACCGCGACCGGGAGAGGGAGAGGGACCGGGAGAGGGGGAGAGGCGACAGGGAAAGAGAAGGAGGUGGGGAUGGCAGGAAGAGCAGGAGAAAGAGAGAGCGGGAGAGGAGGGGGCUGAACGGGGAGUCGCACAGCGGGGAGAGGGGGAGCGGCGGCGCGAGGAGGGAGGGGAGGAGCAACCCGAGCAGCCGGGAGCGGGACCGGGACCGGGACCGGGACCGAGAGAGGGACAGGCGGAGGAGGGACGGGCGCCCCGUGGUGCCCCCCUCCAUCCAGGACCUCAACGGCUCGGACCUGUACGCCAUCAAGCGCACCAUAACGGUCACCACGACCACCACCACCACCGUCCCGGGGUCCCCCCCCCCGCCGCCGAGCCCCGCCCGCCGCAGUCCCCAGAGAAGCCGCGACAAGCCCCGCAAGAAGAAGCGGAAGAGGAGGCAGUGCACGGAGGAGCAGGGGCAGGAGGAGGAGGAGGACCAGGAGGAGGGCGAUCGAGCGAGCCUGUCCCUGACGCCGCCCAGGCCGCGGUCCUACGACUCGGACCGCUUCUCCGAGAAGCCGGCGGCCGAAGCGCUGUCCCUGGACGGCGAGGCCCUGGAUUCUGACUACCCCUCCCUGGAGGACUCCCCCCCGCCCCGCCCCUUGCCUCGGACCCCGCCCCCUCCUCCCAGCCCCGAGCCCGAGCCCGAGCCCAAGAGCGGGAGGCGCGCCAAGAAGAAGAAGUCCCGGCCGAGCGGGAAAAAGGUCGGCCCGUCGGAGCCCCCCUUCGGAGCCGAGCCCGGCAAGGACCUUUCCUCCCUCUCCCCUCCGCCCUCCCCCUCCGCCCUCCCCCCCGCGCCCGCCCAGCCCGCUCCCUCGCCUGCCAAGAAGCGGCGGAAAGCGGGGAAGGAGAGGGAGAAAGGCGGGAAGAAGGAAGGAGGCCGGUCGGCCAAGUACGGCAAGGUCGCCGGCGGCGUCGGCGGCGGCGGCAGGAAGAGGAAGCUGCAGUCCAAGGUGUCGGUCCUGGUGCGGGAGGGCGUGAGCAGCACCACGGGGGUGCUCGGGGGGGUGGGGAAGCUGGGCGCGCUCGGUGGGAUCCAGGCUGGGGGCGGCGGCGGAAGCGGCGGGGGGGUUGUUGGGGGCUCCAUCGCGGUCGUUUUCCGCAGAGACAACGAGAGCCGGUCGCCCUUCCUCAAACCCUGCGCCGAGCCCGUGGCCGUUUCGGGGAGGGGCAGCGACGCGGGCAAAAUGCAUAGGCGAGGCACCCUGGCCCCCCCUUCUUCCUCUUCUUCCUCCUCUUCGUCCCAGCUGUCUGUCCUCAAGUCCAAGAAGGCUAGGCCUAGCUCCACCACCUCGGCCUCCUCCUCCUCCGCCUCGUCGCCCUCCUCUUCCUCCGCGGCGAAGCAGAGGCGGAAGAAGGGAAGGGAGGGCAGGGAGAAGAGACGGGGCGGGGCUGGACAGGAGGGGGAGGAGCUAAGUCGCGGCGGGGGCUGGGGCGUCUCCGGGCUGGAGGUCCAGGCGGGGACGGCGGUCGGCUCCAGGUCCUGCAGCCCGCCCUCCUGCCUCCCCACCUCCACGCCCUCGUCCUCGUCGGCGAGCAAUGCCGCGCCCUCGUCCCCGCCCCUCACGCCCCCCCUUCUCUCUCUGCCCCCCGCCCUGGACACGCGGCAGUCCACGCCCGACUCCCAGACCGUCGACAGCAGCUGCAGGACGCCCGAGGCCCCCUUCCUCCCGGACGACCGCGCGUCCCAAGCGCCGGGCGCCCCCCUCGCGCCCCCCUCCGGCGCCCCCGCCAGCCCCCCGCCUUCGCAGGCCCCGCCGGGUGGACCCUGCCCGUCGGCCCCCGAUCUGAAAACCCCCCCCGAGGAGCAGGAGGCCCCCUCUUCCCCGCCCUCCUCCUCUUCCUCGCCCUCCUGCUCCAUGCCCACCUCCCUCUCACAGUCCCUGCCUCCCUCCGCCCCUGACCCUUCCUCUUCCUCCGUCUCGUCGUCCACCGGCAAGCCGCCGCCCCCGCCCCCGCCGGCGGCCCCGCCCCUCCCCUGGAGCCUGCAGACGGGGGUGGACUGCACGGCUGGGGGCGUGCUGGCCUUGACGGCGCUCCUGUUUAAGAUGGAGGAGGCCAACGUCGCAGGCCGAGCCAAAGCCCACGAGUUCAUCCAAGCCACCAGUCAGAUGCUCUCACAGGCGAAUCAGAGCCAGUCUCAGCAGCACCCGCCCGCGUCCUCUUCCUCGUCCGCCUCGUCCUCGCAAGUGCCGCCCCUUCCGUCUCUGGCCCCUCCCCCUGCCCAGUUCGUCCUCCACGGCUCGCUCCCAUUGGUCGGCGGCGCCGCCAAGGCCGGCCUAUCGGCGGGCGGCGGUUGGGCACUGACCCCGCCCGGCCCCGUGCCGACGGGGUCGUCAGGAGGACCCGGAGGAUCGAGCGAAACCGGUUGGGACGGUGAAAGCAAAGACCCUGAGAAGUACCUGAAGAAGCUGCACACUCAGGAGAGAGCGGUGGAGGAGGUGAAGCUGGCCAUCAAGCCUUACUAUCAGCGCAAAGACAUCAACAAGGACGAGUACAAGGACAUCCUGAGGAAGGCCGUGCACAAGAUCUGCCACAGUCGCACUGGUGAGAUCAACCCCGUCAAGGUGAGCAACCUGGUGAAGCUGUACGUCCAGAGAUACAAGUACUUCCGCAAGCACGGCCGGAGGAUGGACGAGGAGGAGAGGGAGGGGGAACAGAUUGAGCUGCAUCCUUUUUCCUCCUGACCCGCCCACCUCACUCUUUCCCUGCUGCUGAUUGGUCCGGCCGUCCCAGAACCUUUUCCCGAUGCGCAAAGUGGGCCGGAAUCUUCCGAGGCCGUUCCUCGAUGUUAAUUGGCCACAGUUGGGUUUUAACUUGUAUUGCUGUACAAUUUGUAUUGAUAGAAAAAAAAAUGAAUCACUGACACACAUGCACAGUGCGAUAUACUUUACUGUGUACAGAGCAAGAAAGGAUGACGUAAGACACUAAAUCAGUGCAAAGAUGCAUAAAGACACUAAUAAAGCAACAGAACGUUCUCUCCCUCCCUCCCUUCCUUCCUUCCUCUGUCUCUUUCUCUGGAUGAUGUGUGGGUUUUGUCAUCCGUUGGGUGUGUUGGCUCCUAUAAAUUUGCUGUUUGGCACACUG
This is a messenger RNA of Anguilla rostrata (American eel), 4942 nucleotides long. It is a transcript of the gene scaf1, whose product is annotated as SR-related CTD-associated factor 1. The transcript is spliced from 7 exons. Gene Ontology annotation, molecular function: RNA polymerase II C-terminal domain binding. NCBI's taxonomy places the organism in Eukaryota, Metazoa, Chordata, Actinopteri, Anguilliformes, Anguillidae. The record is from RefSeq and is a predicted model, not a curated record. The coding region runs from base 1 to 4542 and encodes 1513 amino acids.